Drepanopeziza brunnea f. sp. 'multigermtubi' MB_m1 is the source of this 3048-nucleotide messenger RNA. RefSeq lists its product as uncharacterized. Lineage: Eukaryota; Fungi; Ascomycota; Leotiomycetes; Helotiales; Drepanopezizaceae. Gene Ontology annotation, cellular component: endoplasmic reticulum membrane. The record is from RefSeq and is a predicted model, not a curated record.
AUGGUGUCAGUCGCAGAGCCCGAGGGCCAGAGAACUGGACAGGUGGCGAUGCAGGUAGCCAGCCCGGAAACACAUAGGUCACAUGACACCAUACAAAAUGGUCCCAGUACCAGUAUUCCCGGCUUCGAUCUUGCCGUCCAACAAGCAUCUCAACUUCCAUCACCUUCGCCUUCAAGAUCGCCAUCGCCUUCUUCACGGAAUAUAUCCCCAUCUCAGGGCGGAACAGAGUCGUCGGUAGGAAACACCGGUACAUUACCCUCAGUUGCCCACGAACGCAAGUACUCGGGGUCCUUCGGGAAAGCCUCAACAACCAGCUCGGCAACCAAGGACAGCGAUGAAACCGCCAUCUUAUCUCCUCUGUCCAUAUCGAAGACGCUGCCACCCCAUGAACUCCACGAUAUUCCAGAAGAGAGAAUAGGAAAGCCGCGGGAGGGAUCGAUCAUCAGAGCCAAUGGAGAAAUGCCGAGACCUGUGGGAACGGAGAGCUUGGCAGAAGAGAACAGAAGAAGACCUCGAAAACUUUCAGUAAACAAAGUCAAUGGCGAAAUCCUCAAGUUGUCGGCUGCUGAAGUUGAAGAGUUGAUAUCAGCGCCAGAGUAUUUGCCCGUGACAUCGCCAACAAGGUUGACUGUUUCGGCGCAGGCUUCACUUGCGCCAUCGCCAGUCAUCGACAUAAGAGGCUCUGUAUCUGAUGGUCCGCAUUCCGAUGUGGAAGGCAGGCGUCGAAGGUAUAGAAAGACCAGUGCUCCUGAGGCGAUGGAUGUUUUGCCGGAGGAUCAAGUCAAUCGCCGGGCCAGAGCCGAGACUGCUUCGCACACUUUCAUCAGAAGGCCUGGGCAUUUCUCACGAGCUAUAACAACCCCACCUACAGCCAGUCAACAUGCACCACACACAAAAGCACAGCAGGGUCAACAGUCACCGAAACGCAAGCCGAACUCAUCAAGUUUGCGUCCGGAACCAUUAGAUCUUAGCCAGGUCUCAGCGAAGCUCCAAAACAGCGCAAGCAAACCAGACUCGGCCACGCCAUCUCCCAUACCACAGUCAAUACCUAUUCCUCCUAUGUCAAUACCGACAUAUCUACAGCUGGAGCUGUCUUCGACAAGGCCAUCACCUCUUUACAUUUAUCGUCCAGCGUCCAGCGAAUUCCCGUAUGAAUCAUCGAAGGUCAAGUUUGAACGAUUGUUAAAUUUUCUAUUACUGCCCCCACAACUAGAACAGACUCUUUACUUUGGAACGAUGGCAUGUCUGGACGCUUGGCUGCACACGUUUACAAUCCUGCCUCUACGUUUCUUCAAAGCAGCUGGCAUCUUGAUUCAGUGGUGGGGCCAAGCCAUUGCAAAGGAGGCACGCUCCAUUGCUGGUUUUAUAUACCAAGGAUCGGGAAGGUUCUGGCACCGUCAACGUGAGAGGCGGGGAAGCACCGAUUCGGCAGAGAGGUCACGAAGUGUAUCUAGAGCGAGCCGUCCAUCAGCUUCUACCAUGGCCUCUUAUCAAUCCCAGUCUGGGAGAAAAAUUGAAAUCGGGCCUCCUAAUCUUAACGCAGAACAUCUGAGAGUUGAGCUGGAACGGAAGUCGAGACAAAAUUGGGGUCGCAGGCAUAGACGGAUGAAGUCCCAGCCAUCUUCCCUAUCAUCUUACAAUAAAGCAGAUCUCCUUCAGGGAGCAGUUAUCAUGUGCAGCUGUAUCAUUCUCAUGAAGCUGGAUGCUAGCCGGAUGUACCACAGCAUCCGAGGUCAAUCCGCAAUCAAGCUUUAUGUCAUUUUCAACGCCCUCGAGGUUUGUGACAAGCUUCUUGCUGCUCUUGGACAGGACAUUCUUGAGUGUUUGUUUUCCAAUGAGACUUUGGAGCGGGAUGUCGACGGAAGAAGCAAGGUUUUGCGACCUUUGUGCAUGUUCAUCCUGGCACUAAUCUACAACGUUACACACGCAACUGCCCUGUUCUACCAAGUCAUCGCUUUGAAUGUCGCCGUCAACUCUUACUCCAACGCGCUGCUCACCCUCCUUAUAUCUAACCAAUUUGUGGAGAUCAAGUCGACCGUGUUCAAGAAGAUUGAAAAGGACAACCUGUUUCAACUCACCUGCGCCGACAUCGUGGAGAGGUUUCAGCUUUGGCUUAUGCUAGUCAUCAUUGCUCUGCGAAACAUUGUCGAAGUGGGUGGGCUGAGUAUCAUCAGCGGAUCAGAUGGUGAUAUGGUAGGGGAGAGGGCAUCAACCCGGAGCAGCUCCAUCUUUCCCAGCAGCUUUACCAUCUUCCCCAGUUGGUCGGGAGAAGUCCUGACUCCUUUCCUGUUGGUAAUCGGUAGCGAGAUGUUAGUGGACUGGAUCAAACACUCUUACAUAAGCAAGUUCAACAACGUUAAGCCGGCCGUCUAUCAGCGCUAUCUGGACGUCCUUGCCAAGGACUACUACACCAAUGCUUUUGUCAACCAGAACUUGAUCAAACGUCUCGGAUUGCCUGUCAUCCCCUUGUCGUGCCUUUUCAUUCGAUCUUCGAUGCAAACUUACCACAUGUUCCUUGCCACCCAUCUCCCAUCCCCAGUCGCAUCGACCGCAACCGCUCUCUCCGUCGAAUCGACGAGCACGUCUGCGGCCACGACGGCUGCGUUAGAACACUUCGAUACCAUCAUUCGCAAGGCUUUGGGCCGCUCGACUUUCGGUAUUCCGGACCCGUUAGCCACCAACCCUUGGUACCUGCCCAGCGCGGAUGAUGCCAUUGCCGCACUGACCAUGCUCGUCUUCUUCCUCGGUGCUUUCUUCGUCUUGCUCGCAUGUAAGCUCGUGCUGGGCAUGCUCCUCCUCCAAUUCGCCCGCAACCGGUACCGCAGCAUGAAGAAGCGAGAGCACCAGAACUACGGCGCGGAGGGUAAGCGUCUUGGGGUUGGGGGCAUGACGGAAGUCGACGAGGACAAGAGACGAUGGAUUUACCAGGACGACCCGGAGGCAUUGAGGAAGAUGAAGGAGAAGGAGAAGAUGGGGAAGGAGAAGGCGGACAAGAGUCUGGAUUUCGGGAAGAUUAGUCGAUAUGAGAUGCUGAAGAGGAUAUGGUGA